This is a messenger RNA of Sceloporus undulatus (fence lizard), 4735 nucleotides long. RefSeq names its product elaC ribonuclease Z 2 (gene ELAC2). The record is from RefSeq and is a predicted model, not a curated record. Lineage: Eukaryota; Metazoa; Chordata; Lepidosauria; Squamata; Phrynosomatidae. The transcript has 24 exons. Gene Ontology annotation, biological process: mitochondrial tRNA 3'-end processing. Gene Ontology annotation, molecular function: 3'-tRNA processing endoribonuclease activity. Bases 66 to 2576 code for a protein of 836 amino acids. Gene Ontology annotation, cellular component: mitochondrion.
GCCACGCGCCGGAGUUUGCCAGCGUCGGUGCGGAAGCGGGACGCGUGUGCGCGUCGGGAGUCUGGAUGUGGCGGCGGUUGCUGUGGGCGCCGGGGAGAGCCAUGUCCGGAGGGGUGCCGCCCUGCCGCCGCCAGCGCCCGCCCAAGGACCCGCUGCGGCACCUCCGCUCCCGGGAGAAGCGUCUGGGGGCCCCGGGGGCCUCGGCGCGAGGGGGGGCCAGCACCGUCUUCGUCCAGGUGGCGGCGGCGGGAACCAGGGACGCAGGGGCCGCCGUCUACGUCUUCUCCGAGUACAACCGGUAUCUUUUUAACUGUGGUGAAGGAGUACAGCGCCUUAUGCAAGAACACAAGUUAAAAGUGGCUCGCUUAGACAAUAUCUUCCUCACCAGAAUGAACUGGGCUAAUGUUGGUGGUCUGUCUGGAAUGAUUCUUACUUUGAAAGAAACAGGGGUUCCAAAGUGUGUGCUUUCUGGACCUCCGCAGCUGCAAAACUACCUAGAAGCAAUCAAAGUAUUUUCUGGCCCAUUAAAAGGAAUCAACCUAGCUGUGCGACCUCAUUCUGAUCCAGAAUAUCAAGAUGAAACAAUGACUGUCUAUCAAGUUCCCUUGGUGGGCAAAAAGCUGACAGAUGAGCAAAGGCUGCAUCUGAACUCCCAGUCAUCAAUAGAUCAAAAGCAUAUCAUGAGACCAGGAUCUCCCUCUGUGGAGCAUCAGUACCUAAAGAGGGACAGGAGUAAGGAAUCUCCUGAGAAAAUGGAUGGUAGGUGGCAGGUUGGUCAGAGGGAUCCAUCUCUGGUUGUUGCAUUUAUUUGUAAGCUUCAUCCAAAGAAAGGGAACUUUUUAGUGCUCAAAGCAAAGGAGCUUGGUUUGCCUGUUGGUACAGCAGCAAUUGCUCCCAUAAUAACAGCUGUGAAGGAUGGGAAGAACAUCAUGUUUGAAGGCAGAGAGAUCCUGGCUGAAGAAAUCUGUACCCCCAUGGAUCCUGGUGCAAUCUUUAUCAUAGUGGAAUGUCCUCAUGAAGGCUUUAUAGAUGCUGUCUGUGAAAAUGACACACUAAAAAGGUAUCAAGAAGGGAAGCAGGAGAAUCCUGUUGCUUUAGUGAUUCAUAUAACUCCAGAACCAAUUCUACGGGACAGCCGAUAUAAACAAUGGCUAGAAAGAUUUGGAUCCACUACUCAGCACUUGAUACUUAAUGAGAAUUGCCAAUCGGUACAUCAUCUCCGAAGUCACAAAAUUCAAACACAGCUCAACCUUAUCCAUCCGGAGAUCUUUCCAUUGCUCACCAACUACCAAAGCAAGGAAGAAGAGGCUGUGUUCAGUGUGCCAGUUACACGAGGAGAAUGCCUUCUCAAAUAUCAGCUGAGACCCAAGCCAGAAUGGCAAAGGGAGGCUGUUACGGCUUGUAAUCCAUCUGAAUUUGUAGCUGAAGCCUUGGAAUUGCCUGACUUCCAGGAUUCUGUGCAGAAAUGCAAAGAGAGCUUACCAGUCAGAUCAACCAUGUCAGAAAAUGCAGAUUGCUACCCAGAAGUUAUAUUCUUAGGAACUGGCUCUGCAAUCCCAAUGAAAAUCCGGAAUGUUAGCUCCACUUUGAUAAAUAUUAGCUCUAAUCAGUCUCUGAUUCUGGAUUGUGGAGAAGGAACAUUUGGCCAGCUUUGCCGCCAUUAUGGAGAUGAAAUUGACAAAAUACUGUGUAACAUUGCAGCUGUAUUUGUGUCUCAUAUACAUGCUGAUCAUCACACGGGCUUGUUGAAUAUCUUGUUGCAGAGACAUCGUGCAUUUAUGACCUUGGGUCAGUCCCCUAGCCCACUGUUACUGGUUGCACCCACACAGCUCAUGACGUGGCUGCAUCAAUAUAAUGAUCAUUGCCAAGAGAUUCUGGGGCACAUCAACAUGAUUCCUGCCCGGUUUUUAAUGGAAGGGUGUGAUGUCUUCAAACCUAAAGCAAAAGCAUUCAUUGGUCUGCUUUUGGAGAAAUAUGACUUUUCAAGGUUUCAGACAUGUGAGGUCCGACAUUGCAAGAAUGCCUUCGCUUGUUCCAUGGUCCACAAGUCUGGGUGGAAAAUAGUCUAUUCUGGUGACACAAUGCCCUGUGAGGCUUUAGUUCAAAUGGGAAAAAAUGCUUCUCUGUUGAUUCAUGAAGCCACACUAGAGGAUGGUUUGGAAGAGGAAGCUAUCGAGAAGACACACAGCACUACCUCCCAGGCAAUUGGGGUUGGAAUGAAGAUGAAUGCAGAAUUCAUCAUGCUCAAUCAUUUCAGUCAACGCUAUGCUAAAAUUCCUCUUUUCAGUGAGGAUUUCAGUGAGAAGGUUGGAAUUGCAUUUGAUCACAUGCGGGUGUGUUUUCGUGAUUUUGCUGCUAUUCCGAAACUUAUCAUGCCUUUGAAAGCCUUGUUUGCAGAUGAAAUUGAAGAGAUGGAAGAACGCAGAGAGAAAAGGGAGCUGCGUCUCCUGCAAGAGGCAAUUAAAGCUUCUGAGACCCAGGUAGUUGGUGAGAAAAAGGCACCCACCAAGAUAACAUUGGAGCACACAGAAGAUUCUCAUGCUGUACCAAACAAAAAACUGAAAACUUCCAACUGAACAAAGCAACAGAGUGUUGUAUUGUGCCUUUCUACCUGGGGGAGUGACUUGUGCCUGAACAGGAACACUUUCGAAGAUCCUGGGAGGGAUCUGCUCAUAUGAGCCUGCCCAAGCUAUUCGCUCCCUGGAAAACUACCUGUGUUGCUUCAACAAGUGAAGUUCCUGCUGGAACCAUUCACUGCACAACUAGCAAAAUGUGCUUCCUAGCUACAGUACUAGGAUGAACUUGGUAGCUCAUCUGCCAGCCAUUUUUCCCCCUUCUUAAAAAAAACCCUCAGAUAAGGGAUAGUAAAAAUAUUAUGCAGAACAGACAAAGAGAUCAGGUCACUUUAACAAAAGAGGGGAUAAGAUCUCUGUGAUAAGGAAUGCUGCUUCUUAUUUUGCAGUUCUCUAAAUAUUUAUCAGAUGGAGUGGAUAUGUUCCAAUAGAAGAGGAUGUGUUGUGUUAUAACUAUGCAUGCCUCUGGAAUUAAUACUGGAUAUAUCAAAUCAGUUUUUAAAUACUUUCCCCCAACUUAGUGUUUUCAGCAUAAUGCUGUAGAUACUUCUUUUCUCCUUUAAUCCAGGGCACCAGUAAAUAGAAUGCAUGCUGUCCUGUGCUACUAAAUUGGCUUUCAUCACUGCAGGGCAAAGGAAGAUUUUAGGACUGUGCUAAAUUACAUUCCUGCCUUCUUAAUGCAUUACAAAGCAUAAUGCCAACUCCUAUCAGCUCCAGCCAGCAAGGGCAGGGAUGAUAGGAGCUGUAAUCCAAAGGUGCUUCCAAACAAUACUUUUAUUGUGCAGUUGCCCUGAUUCAUUCAUUGGGUUUUUGGGGGACAGUCCAAACAACCCUCCAGUGUUUUCUUACUGCUGCUUCUUGACAUGAACUUUCCUCACCCUAAAAAAAUCUGUUUAAGAGAAAAAGGUAAAUUAGCUACAUAAUGCCUUUUGAUUGCUAGAAUCCAUCUAUCAAAAAGCAGCCCAACACCAAUUGAACACCCACAGGUUUUCCAAUGUGAUGUUCUCCAUGCCAUUAUAAUUGAUUAGCAAAGCAUUUUAAUGAAAGAGACCCCUUUGUUUGAUAGCUCUCAGGUAAGGGAAAGGUUGCAAGAGCAUAUAAGAUCUGCUUCUCUGCACCAGUAUAAUAUUUUAAAGAGGAUUUUGUAAGGAAACAAAGUGUGAAUGAAGCUGAAGUGUGAUUUCUAUUACUAAUGCAAAUUCUCAAAAAUUGUGGUGGGUAGAAAUAGCAAAUCUGCUGCUUGUGAGUGCAUUGACAUGAUCCCUGAUAUGAAAUGUGAAAGAAGUUCCAGGAUUGGGUGAUUCCUCAUGUGUAAAAGUGGUUUCCAGCUGAGGGGAAAAAAAUCUCAAAAAGCUUUUGUAGCCUGCUGAAAAAUACUUUUCCUGCAAUGCCCUUCUGACUCCACAUUCUUUACAGAAGGGGUAGGCAACUGCUAAGGGACCAGUUUUCAAGUUGGGUCAAGUGCUCAGGGGAUAUACUAGUCUUGGUUGGCUAGUUAUUGUGUAUAUGUGCUCUAAAGUUUUAUAAAGCAAAAAACAAAAACCCAACUAUAAGACUUAGUCUGGGUCAGCAUGCAAAGGGAUCUUGUAUCACUUUUGAGACUAACAGGAAAAAAGUUUGCAGUAUAAGCUUUCAUAGACUGAAUCAACUUCAUCAGAUGCAUGGAGUAAAGCACCUGUGGACAAACCUUUAUACCCAUGAAAGGGUGGGUUGUGUAUGUGUAAUAAAAUAAUAAUAAAAAAGGCAAAAUCUAUGGGUAUAGUGUUGAGGUGACAAGUACUGAAUACAUUAUAAUUCCCACUCAUACUUAAUUAUUAUUGAAUGUAUAUUUAUAUGUAAAUGAACCUUAAGGGGACUUACAUUUAUUUUAGUUAACUGAAUAUUGACUAGUGAUACUGAACUAAAAAGGAACUAAACUGAUUGAUUUAAACUAUAGUACAGUUACUGCCUUUUCUAAUGAUUAUCAUGUGUUUACUAGUUUGGUGGCAAAAAAUGAUAGGCUUUUAAAAAAUAAAAUAAGUUGUGGGUACCAAGGGGCAAUAUAAAAGAGCUUGUAGGCUACAAUUUGCCUAUCUCUGCUUGAUGAAAAAACAAAACAAAAACGAGUUACCCUUCAUUCCAACAUAAUACUGCAAAAAUGACCACUAAAGUGCGUAUCUCUA